UUCCUGUAAAACAGGCAGGGGCUGGGUCAGGGAUUGGGGGGAGUGUUUUAAAUGUAGGACCAGGAGGGUACAAGAUGGCGGAUUUGUCGUUGGUGCAGGAGGAGCUGCAGGAGGAUCUGGACGGAUUUGGUGUGGAUGACUACAGCUCAGAGUCUGAUGUCCUUAUUAUACCUUCAGCCUUGGAUUUUGUUUCUCAAGACGAGAUGCUAACACCGUUGGGCCGACUGGAUAAGUACAUUGCUAGUGAGAACACGUUUAACAGACAAAUGGUAGCACGAGGUUUGCUCGAUACGCUGCGGGCAGUCAGCGAUGAUGAAAAAGACUGCCUGGCAGUGCUGGAGAGAAUAAACAAGCUAGCAGAAGAUCCAGGUAACAUGAUGUACAUGUUUUGUAUUUGUCCUAUGUGA
Messenger RNA from Rhincodon typus (whale shark), 407 nucleotides. Its product is annotated as serine/threonine-protein phosphatase 4 regulatory subunit 1-like. The transcript is spliced from 4 exons. The record is from RefSeq and is a predicted model, not a curated record. Bases 75 to 407 code for a protein of 110 amino acids. NCBI's taxonomy places the organism in Eukaryota, Metazoa, Chordata, Chondrichthyes, Orectolobiformes, Rhincodontidae.